Molecule: messenger RNA, 2359 nt
Organism: Trichoderma asperellum CBS 433.97
Lineage: Eukaryota; Fungi; Ascomycota; Sordariomycetes; Hypocreales; Hypocreaceae
Biological process (GO): cell division; DNA replication initiation; mitotic DNA replication checkpoint signaling
Cellular component (GO): nucleus
Molecular function (GO): ATP hydrolysis activity; DNA replication origin binding
Source: RefSeq, a predicted model, not a curated record
CACAGCUCCAGCUUUCCUCAUAAUACCCUCUGCACCUGCGAUUUUCUUCCUAACCUGCAACUCCAUCUCGCUUUUCUCCCUCCGUCUUUGCAUCAACUUGGAAGGCACCUGUGACUCUCCUCACCCUACAAUCGCUGCUGCCGUUCAUUUUCACGACUUGUCCGGAAGGAGCUCCUGGACUACAGGUUUUUCAUCGUCAGUUGCAAUGGCCCGUCCUUCCGAGUUGAGAAAGCGAACGCGCAGUAUUGUCGAAGAUGUCAUACAAAGCUCUCCCAGCAAAAGACUUCGCCGAUGCCGCCUGGCGUCCGUCUCAUUCAACGAUGAGAACCAGGACCCUGACUAUGAUAUCGACGAAAAUGAUAUCGACAACGACAGCGAAGGCGAGGAGGUGCUGAAGGAGCCGUCGCCGCGGAAGUUCAAGCGGAGCCAGUCACAAACCUCAUUAAAAUCCAAUCCUGUCACGCCCUCCGCUCCUCGGCAUCGAGAUGUACUCGGCUCUUAUCCCAGCACGCCGCGGCACGCGGUCAUGUCAGCCGGCAAGCUCUUUAAACGACUAACUCCCCAAUCACCUCUAACACCCACCACAAUCCAGACCGUGUAUCACCAGGCCCGACAGCUGUUUGCCAGAGGAGCGGAGCCUGGCCAGCUGGUUGGAAGGGAGGCCGAGCGAGAGCAGCUAACGACUUUCCUGGAUCGCGUUUCAACAUCAUCUCCUGGAGGAUGCAUGUAUAUCAGUGGUCCGCCAGGCACUGGGAAGAGUGCUAUGAUUACCAACAUAGCCAAGACUUAUUCUGAACAGGAAGGAGUUCGCAGCGCAUACGUCAACUGCAUGAGCAUCAAGUCAUCAAAGGAUUUGUAUCAAACACUACUAACUGCCCUGGGCGAAGACGGCAGCGAUCUAUCAGAAGCUGAAGCCAUCUCAUCUCUACAGAAAAUGUUCUUUUCCAAGGCUAAAUCGUCUGCUACAUAUCUCGUAACCUUGGAUGAAAUUGACCACAUUCUCACGCUGGAUCUGGAGAGUCUUUAUCGAUUAUUCGAGUGGUCAUUGGCAAAGUCUUCCAAGCUGUUGUUGCUUGGAAUUGCCAAUGCUUUGGAUCUUACCGACCGCUUUUUACCGCGUCUCAAGUCGAAGAAUCUUAAGCCAGAGCUACUCCCCUUCUUGCCGUAUACUGCAGCUCAGGUCAAAAAUAUCAUCAUUACCCGGCUGAAAUCCUUGAUGCCCGAAGGACAAGAGGGCUUUGUUCCCUUCAUUCAUCCUGCCGCUAUCGAGCUCUGUUCCCGCAAAGUUUCGAGCCAGACUGGAGAUCUACGCCGAGCAUUCGAGAUCUGCCGCCGAGCCCUAGAUCUGGUAGAAGCAGAGACCCGGUCAAAGCACGAGGAGGAAGCGCGACAGAAAUUCCUGCAAUUGACGCCUACCAAGAAACCCCUUGGAGAGAACAUCAACGGCAACUCGGCAGGCGGGUCCACUCGCAGCGUCUUUCAGAUUACCACAGCAUCACUUAAGGCUUUGACAGCGGAGACGGCUCCACGAGCAUCGAUUGGACAUUUGAACAAGGUGACAGCUGCUGCUUUUAGCAACGGAACAACUCAGCGUCUCAAGGCCCUUAAUCUUCAACAGAAGGCUGCCUUGUGUUCCUUGGUAGCCUAUGAGAAUCACAUUCGAACGAUGGCUAAGGGGGCUAGCGCGCCUCAUACCCCGAGCAAAUCACAGACAAUGGCGCCCACUAUCAAGAUACUCUUUGAUAAAUACUGCAAGCUGUGUCUGCGUGACUCUGUGCUUCACCCAUUGUCGAGCUCCGAGUUCCGAGAGGUGGUCGGUAGUCUCGAGACGCUGGGUCUUGUUAAUGCAGUGGAAGGGAAAACUGGUAGCUUUAUCAUGCCGCAAACACCUAGCAAGCGUGGCCGAAAAGUGGCAGCCGCCAGUGGUGAUGAAAAACGAAUCGCCAGCUGUGUUGGCGAUAAGGAGAUGGAGUCAAUCGCCGAUGGUAUUGGUGCCGAUAUUCUGCGAACUAUUUUGUCUGGCGAGGCGUUGGAUUGAAAAUAAAAGGAGAGCAUAUCGUAUGAAGUGUAUUAUGUUGUAUUAGCAUUGGUUUGGCGCAUUUGGUUUUUCUUCUUCUUCUUCUUUUUUCUUCGAACUGUCACGACUGACAGCAUUCAUUGGCGUUGAGAACUAGUUCUGAUUAUUUCGUUGAGCACUGAGCAUUACGAAGAGGUGUUUGUAUAUUGCAUGAAAAGGCGAGCAUAGCAUGUCAGAUAAGGACGUUUUAAACACACGUUAGCUGAUACAGAGAGAGGGUGUUUAUGAAACCAAAUGAACGAAUAAGGAUUCGAUUAUCUCAAUACUUCAAAUACAUGUGUG